AUGCAGCUCAAAUUCAAUCUUUUCUCUUACCCCAAUGGAAAUGGUAUGUGGAUUAUGGAUCUUCUGUCAAUUGCUGUUACUGUCGCUUAUGGAGCUACUGAGGUGGUUGAUAGGAGAGAAUUAUGGAAUGCCCUGGAAAAUUUAGCUAUACAGUGUGCUGAUAUCCUAUGGUUGAUUGGAGAGGACUUUAAUGCAGUUUGCGACCUCAGCAAAGUAUGUGGCACAUCAGGGGAUAUCCGAACAGCUAUGGAAGACUUUAAUGCAGUCAUUCAGAAUACAGGAUUACUACCACUACCCAUGCAGGGAGAGUGGUACACAUGGCACAACCACAGUGCGACACCCCGGAAUCUCUGGAAAAGACUGGACCACAUGUUGAUAAAUGAUAGAGGGAUGGCACGGUUCCCUAACACAUUCUACUCGGUCCUUACACCACGCACUUCAGACCACUCACCGAUGGUACUAUAUGGGGACCGACAGCAGCAAUAUGGAGGUAUGUUCCGAUUUGAUAACUACCUCGCUCGUUCACCUGAGUUUAUUCCUAGUGUGCAGAAUAUAUGGCAACAUAAUAUUAUUGGGACGCCUAUGUAUACUGUGACACGCAAACUCAAAGCAUUGAAACCAAUCUUCCGAGAGCAAAGGCGGAAUAAAAGGGACCUAUCGCACAAUGUCCAAAUGGCGAAAGGGUUUCUUGAAGCAGCACAACUACUAGUAAGCUCAAGCAGGCGAGAUGAGCUAUACAUACAACUAGAACACGUUGUUUGA
This is a messenger RNA of Sesamum indicum (sesame), 762 nucleotides long. The record is from RefSeq and is a predicted model, not a curated record. Lineage: Eukaryota; Viridiplantae; Streptophyta; Magnoliopsida; Lamiales; Pedaliaceae.